AUAGAGUUUCGUCAUGAUUUAUUAUGUACCAACACAUAAGCAUCGCGUUUAUGGUGGGUGAAAUUCACAGUAAAGUGUUAAAGACACACACACAGAAUUACGAGUUCAUCCUACUUAUGAAUUCUUUUAGACAGCAUUAUCCUUAUGAUUCUAAGGGGCUACUUCAUGAAAAUUCUAUAAUUUCAGGUCAAGGAAACCCGCUUCUUGGCUCACAAGAAUUUACUUACACUGGGAGCGUAGCAGAGGACAAGCUGUUCUACAGUAACCAUUCCAACUACUCCAUCGGAAGAUCUAGGGUUCAUAUCUUAACUGAAGAAGAUCCAGAUGUCGGUGUUCCCAGCAUCAAACACAACCAACGGCUUCGUGAGAGAAAUCGCUCCGAUAUCUCUGUUCGGUCCCCGCGGACAGUUCGUCAAGACCAUCCCCAGCAACGAAAUACCACGGAGUAAACUCACCGGAGUCAAGGAGUCACCAAACUCCUUCAACCGGGACCUGAACCCGAUCAUCAAAGUCCUACAGCUGGCCGGCAUCAUCCCCAUCACUAAGACGGCCAGAGGAAUGUGGGUGUACAGCCCGUUCUCGCCCCUGAUGAUCUACUCCGUGUGUCUCUACUUCACGAUGCUCGUCAUCCUGUGGUUCACGACCGGAGUAAAGCUCCAAGAACUGAUGGCCACGCACCGCCAUUUCAACGCCAUGUUCUUCGUGUUCAUGGCUGUAUCCUACUUCCUCAUCAUUUUGGCAAUUCCAUUCGUUAACUGGCCAGAAGCCAACAGUAUCGCUCACUACUUGUCCAACUGGACUCGCUUUCAGGAGAAGUACUGCAAGAUGACGGGUCGCCCCCUGAACCUGGGACUGAGGCGCAAAGUGUGUAUCCUCAUGUGUGUCCUGCCCGUCCUCAUAUUCAGCUUCGAAGUGAUCUACCAGCUGACAAACGGAGACGAGGUGUGGGUGGACUGGUGGGUGGCUGUCAAGGAAUGGUACCUCGAUGUUGUGCGUUUCUACGUCGUAACCUUCUGGCACCUGACGUGCGGGGCGCUGUCGUCUGCAGCAAGGAAUCUCUGGAGAAACUUCCGGAAGGAACUCGCGGAAUCCUCGAGGCACUCCCUGCAGGUUAUCGACACUCACAGGGUGCUGUGGGUAGAACUGAGUCGUCUGGUUCGACAAACUGGGUUCGCUAUGACGUACACAUACGGUUUCUACAUUCUCUACAUGUUCCUGAGCCUCACAUUCUUCGUCUAUCAUACUAUGAGUAAUCUGGCGCGCCAACUGCGGGCAGAUCAGGUACUAAUGGCGAUAGAAUGUUGUGUCAUGGAGUACACACUGUACCUCAUCUGCAACGCAGCCAACAACGCUUCGCGAGAUGUUGGUGACGAAAUACGAGAUGGUCUACUGGAGGCACGAUGGUCGUCAAAUGAGAAAUCCGUUCAAAAGGAGUUCGACAAGUUCCUGAAGACUCUGGACAUCUUUCCCCCCACGGUCAGUUUGGGCGACUUCACCAUCAUCAACAGAGCUCUCUUCAUGUCCCUUGCAACUAUGAUGACUACUUACCUCAUUGUCCUGCUGCAGUUCAACAUGUCGAGCUCCGACAGUCAGGGAUACAACAUUACUCUGCAGAUCUAACGCCACAAUUUGCACCAAACAUACCGAUAACCACUACACUCUAGUCCAAUAGCACACACCCGACUAUUCUAGUUCGUUCUCCUGACCGCGUGGAGCAUGCUGGCGUGCUCAAGGCGGCUGUUGCUCUCACUGUUUACGCGAACCGGACCAUAGAGAAGGCGGUGCAAAAUAGAAAGACUUUGAGAAGAAUUUCCCAGUUCAGAGGAAAAUUUUCCGCUCGAGUACGUAACCACUGGUCGCAUUUUAAGAAGAUAAUUUUGUUCACGCAUUGCAAUUUUGCUGGGUAAGCCAUGGAUAUUUCUUCCCGAAAUUUUUUUCAAGUUCAUGUAAUGUAUAGAGAUUUCCUUUGUAUAUAUUUUUCUUAAAGUGUGUACGAAAAUCUGCCGAGGACGUCAUUAACUU
This is a messenger RNA of Zootermopsis nevadensis, 2022 nucleotides long. Its product is annotated as gustatory and odorant receptor 24. Lineage: Eukaryota; Metazoa; Arthropoda; Insecta; Blattodea; Termopsidae. Gene Ontology annotation, cellular component: dendrite; axon; neuronal cell body. The record is from RefSeq and is a predicted model, not a curated record. Gene Ontology annotation, biological process: sensory perception of taste.